Messenger RNA from Suillus paluster, 888 nucleotides. RefSeq lists its product as uncharacterized. The record is from RefSeq and is a predicted model, not a curated record. Lineage: Eukaryota; Fungi; Basidiomycota; Agaricomycetes; Boletales; Suillaceae. Bases 1 to 888 code for a protein of 295 amino acids. The transcript has 12 exons.
AUGUCUCUACUAACCUCCAAAUUCAUGGAAGCCCUCUGGGUGCGGAAAUCAUUCUCCGCAGCUGGCCACACAUCACUAGUCUAUGACUAUCUUCUGACUCUUCAAGAUGAACAUACCCCCGACUGCAGAUCCGUUACAUCUGGAAUGCCCCCUGGACGGUCGUUAAAGCUUAAAGUCUUGUUUCUUUUAAACCGAUAUGGAAAUCUUAUUGGGCAAACAUUCAUCCAGCUGGAAGAGGCCGGUCUUCUCAUACAUGGCUCUCAAGUGUUCUGCCAACGCUUCGCAGUUCUCAGCACUUGCGUUAUGUUUCUAUCCACAGAAUCGAUUCAUAUACUUGUGCUCUUGUGUGUGUGGGCCAUCUGGGGAACUCGGAAGACCGCGACAAAGAUCCUCAUCUUGAGCUACAUGUCAUAUGUCCUUUCAAUGUUGGGCGUAUCAGUGUACGGGAUAAACAACGGUCAUAAAUGGUUGCGCUCGGGUAGUUCUAUUUCCAUAUCUCGACGUGAUUCAGACUUGCGUGGCAGUAAUGCCAACGUAUUAAUGGUCCGCCAGUUCAAAGACUAUGUUGUCUCAGGAGAUACUCUAGGGAAUUUCAGAGUCUUUAUCCCUCUCAUCUCCUCCAUGUGCUCUUUCGAGAUGCAAUCAUAUUUUUUAUUGACUGCAUAUUCGGACAGUCCAAAAUACUUCCUUGGUAAAGGGUUCGCGAGUCCCUUGCUUUCAGUAGCCGAUCCCGAUCAGUGCCUGGUCCUGAACCUGAGAGGCCUCACAACGCGUACCUAUUCGACCCGCGAGCUCAGUCGUGAAGUGGACCGGCAACUCGAGGCAUUUGCUGACGCGGACUCUGCAUGUGGAGGCGACAUGAAUGACCUGGAAGGUGAGCGAGAUUAA